Molecule: messenger RNA, 2809 nt
Organism: Rubroshorea leprosula
Lineage: Eukaryota; Viridiplantae; Streptophyta; Magnoliopsida; Malvales; Dipterocarpaceae
Source: the annotation of a GenBank genome assembly
GAAUUCACAUGGAAGAAACAUCCCUGCACCAGAGUUACAGGAAUUAACUGCCGCCCAUAAUGAAAGACCUUGUUAUCAUUUUGGGUUCUUCCUCCAUUGCCACUCCGCAUCACCCCGAUCACCACAGCCGCCGGCACCACCACUCAGCAAAAAACAAACCCAGUUCAUCUCUGCACAAGCUCUCUCCUUCUGAGAAACCACCCGCAAUCCCUUCAGUCCAUCCUCACUCAAAGUCUCACUCUUUACUUUCUUCUGUGCGAUGGGACCUCACUUCCCGCUGCAAGUCGGACCUCAAGUACUACGCGGACCUUGCUUCGAAGCUCGCGGAGGACGGCCGCCUUGAGGAUUUUGUAGUGGUUGUGGAAACGGUAAUUGAUUCGGGUGUUAAUGCUUCGCAUUUGGGGGCUAUGUUGAAUGUUGAGCUUGUGUCUAAGGGGGUUUCGAGGAAUCUCUUGGAGAGGAAAGCUGAGAGUGUUGUUGAGGCGUUGAAGAAAAUUGAGAGGGUUGGGAUUGCUCCGGUGAAGCUGGUUGACAAGGGUGCUUUGGAGUUGCCUAAAAGAGAGUGUCGACGACUUGUGGAUUGUGGUCAAGUAGAGGAAGCUGUUGAUUUAAUGGAGGUUCUUGCUGGUUUCAACUUCACAGUGAAAGAAUUAGUGGCUCCAUCCCACAUUGUCAAAAUUUGUGUUGAUAAACGAAACCCAAAAUUGGCGAUAAGGUAUGCAUGUCUCUUGCCACAUGCACAUAUAUUGUUCUGUAGCAUUAUAAAAGAAUUUGGAAAGAUGGGAGAUAUGGUGUCUGCAUGGAUAGCAUACGAAGCAUCUAAGAAGCAACUAAGUGGUCCUAACAUGUACAUAUACCGCACAAUAAUUGAUGUUUGUGGUCUUUGUGAUGACUACAUGAAAUCUAGGGAUCUUUACAAGGAUUUGCUAAAUCAGAAUGUUACUCCAAAUAUUUAUGUCUUCAACAGUCUUAUGAAUGUGAAUGCUCAUGAUUUGAGAUUCACAUUGGAUGUGUUCAAGAAUAUGCAGAAUCUAGGUAUCACGGCAGAUAUGGCAUCCUAUAACAUCCUUUUGAAGGCAUGCUGCCUUGCUGGCAGAGUUGAUUUAGCCCAAGAAGUUUUCAAUGAAGUAAAGCAUUUGGAAUCAGCUGGAGUUGUAAGAUUGGAUAUCUUUACAUACAGCACAAUUAUAAAGGCCUUUGCAGAUGCAAAGAUGUGGCAAAUGGCUCUACAUAUCAAAGAAGAUAUGCUAUCAGCUGGUGUUAUCCCUAAUACAGUGACAUGGUCAGCAUUGAUCAGUGCCUGUGCCAAUGCAGGUUUGGUUGAGCAGGCAACUAAAUUAUUUGAAGAGAUGCUUCUUGCUGGAUGUGACCCUAAUUCACAAUGUUGCAACAUCCUUCUACAUGCUCAUGUUGAGGCUUGCCAGUACGACAGGGCUUUUCGUCUUUUUAACUGUUGGACGGGAAGAACACUCCAGAAAAAUUCCGAUUGGGAUUUCAACGGCAAAACAGAUAGCUUUUCAAGUACCGGGGAGCUAAACAGAACUUAUAUUUCUAGUGAGCUCAACUGCAUACCUCUUUCAAAUCACUUAAGCUCAGCCAAGAGGUUUUCCUUUAGACCCACAACAACAACAUAUAAUAUUUUAAUGAAGGCCUGUGGUACUGAUUAUUACCGUGGGAAGGCUUUAAUGGAUGAGAUGAAGUCUCUAGGUCUUUCCCCCAAUUAUAUAAGCUGGUCAAUUUUGAUUGACACUUGUGGGGGUUCAGGCAAUAUACAGGGUGCCAUACAGAUAUUGAAAACCAUGCAUUUGGAUGGAGUUAAACCUGAUGUUGUUGCGUACACUACAGCAAUCAAGGUGUGCGUGGGAAGCAAAAAUCUGAAUUUAGCGUUUUCAUUAUAUGAAGAAAUGAAGAGAUAUCACAUACAACCUAAUUUGGUGACAUAUAAUACACUUCUAAGAGCCCGUAGUAGAUACGGUUCCUUAAUUGAAGUGCAGCAGUGUCUAGCUAUAUAUCAAGAUAUGCGUAAAGCAGGGUACAAAUCCAAUGAUUACUAUCUCAAGGAACUAAUCGAGGAGUGGUGUGAAGGAGUAAUAAAAGAAAACUAUAGGAACCAAGAAGAGUCAAGUUCCCAAAAAAGAACCGACUUGAAGAGAACUUAUGGUCUACUUCUUGAAAAGGUUGCGUUGCACUUGCAGAAAAGUACUGCAGAUAGCAUAGCAAUUGACCUUCAGGGAUUAACAAAGGUUGAGGCGAGAAUAGUAGUUCUUGCAGUUUUGCGAAUGAUCAAAGAAAACUACAUCCUAGGAAAUUUAGUAAAAGAUGAUGUGCUGAUCAUCAUAGGAGUCGGUGUUCUGGAUGCAGAUCCUAAGUCUGAGGUUAAAGAUUCAAUAAUCAAACUUUUGAAGAAUGAGUUGGGACUUGAGGUCAUUUUGGUCAAGACAAAAGUGACAGAAGAUGAAAGAGUAGAUACGGAGAACCUUAGCAGCUCCAAUCCAAAUAUAGAAGUUACAGUGCGAAACAAUAAAGUACCCAUGAAGUCCUUAUCUUCUACCAGGAGACCUGUAAUUCUCCAAAGGCUAAAGAUUACAAAGAGAUCAUUGCAUCACUGGCUGCAGCGAAGGAUAGGUGCUAUUAAAAGGUAAAUAGUUGUAUGUACUAAUCCCAAUUUUGCGUAUAGAUGUCCAUUUCUUUAUAAUAAAGAACAACUAAAAACAGAGUAAGUCAAUGCAUCAUUGUAUUCUCUUGCAAUUCAAUUCCAGUCAUAUGUAUAGCCAGCUUUAAUCAAAUAAAAUAAAGGUGUUCUCCUUCA